AUGGAGGAGCAUGAGCGCAUGCAGGACCGUCCGCCGUUCGUGCGAUUGGCCUUCCCCUGCGUCAACCUCCAGUUCUACCCCGGACCCGGCUUCGAGUGGAAGGCCGCCGUCAAGCAACUCCACAGAUGUGUCAGAAAGCUGCUGGCCACGUUUGGACCUGGCGGGGAGGCGUUGGACGUGAAAGCGAAGCCCGCGUCGGCAACCACCACAACCACCACGACAAAGCGCAGGGAAGACAAGAAGGGCAAAGAACGAAGAGAAGAAGACGAAGAAGAAGAAGAAGACGCAGAGAGGAGCGAUCACGAACGACACAAAGAACGAAAGCGAAGGAGAGUAAUCAAAGAGGAGGGGGAGGAGGAAGAAGAGAAAGACGAAGCGGCGGUGGACAGAGAUAAGGCAGUGACGGUGCUGGAGGAGGCCAGGGCCAUGUACGAGGGAGGCAGCUGGGCCGAGCUGAUGGCAUUUCUGCCGAACCUGAGCCAACUCGACGAGGAUUCGGGCCUAGCUGAGGUGAAGCAGCUCAUCGAGCGCAUCGCCCACCUCAUUCCGCGCCACUACGCUCGGCUCUUCCCUCCAGACAAUGGAGCACAGCUUCAGCGGUCCCGGAGAGAGAGCGCAGUUGUGAUGGACGAGCUGGCGCGAUUACACGAGCGGUGCCUGGGCGCGCAUGGUGCUGCCGAAGAGGUCGCGUGCAUGAAGCGGCGGCUGGCGAGGGACAAGAGCGAGCUUGAAGCCCACGUCGCCCAGGUGAUGGGCCUCCUCUUCCCCCAGAAGGGCAGGAGGGCUGGAGACAAGGUGGUUGACGCACGGCAGAUUGCCCUGCUCGAGGAACUCCACCGAAAGGUACGACAAGCUACACCCUUUCUCCUUCUCCAUUCUUCGCCUGCUUCAUUCUUCUUCAACUUUCGUUUGCUUGUGAAUUAUUCGUGA
Molecule: messenger RNA, 930 nt
Organism: Acanthamoeba castellanii str. Neff
Lineage: Eukaryota; Discosea; Longamoebia; Acanthamoebidae
Exons: 5
Coding region: 1-930 (309 amino acids)
Source: RefSeq, a predicted model, not a curated record